Messenger RNA from Naegleria lovaniensis, 2250 nucleotides. RefSeq lists its product as uncharacterized. Gene Ontology annotation, molecular function: protein binding. Lineage: Eukaryota; Heterolobosea; Eutetramitea; Acrasida; Naegleriidae. The record is from RefSeq and is a predicted model, not a curated record. The coding region runs from base 1 to 2250 and encodes 749 amino acids. The transcript has a single exon.
AUGAAAUCAUCAUUUUCCUAUCAAACCAGCAAGCAUCAGAAAGCGUUCCGACGUUAUCAAAGUAAACAACACACCUAUUCGUCCCAACAAAUUACACCUCUUGCUGAUGAUGGUAAUGAGACAUUGAAACGAGAGGAUUGGAAUUUUGGUCCAGCAUCACCUAUUGAACCUUUAUGGCUUUAUGGGUACAGCUAUUUAUCCAUAGACAAAACAAUUUGGGGAAUGUUAUUGGAUUUUGAAUAUCAAUUGGAUCCAAAUGCAAUGGACCGUCAUGUCGUGAUCCCACGCGUUAAAACAGUGUAUGGAAGGCCUAUCUCAAAGACCACGUCCGAGAAAAAGCAGCAAGCUAAGGAGACAACACCUACCAACAUCGAAUUACUGCAGCAGUCUUUUUUAGAAUAUUCCAAUGCCAAUUUUAAAGAGUGUUUAACCACUUUACAGGAAUUGAUUGAAAGAAAAACAUUAGCAAGCUCUGACGGUGAUGAUAGAUUAUUCAUUCUCAAUUCCUUAAUUGCAUUAUUUUUAACUGUGGUAUUGAAUUAUUCAACAAUACUUUCGACACAAUAUCAAAGUUAUCACAAUAGCAUGGAACUUCUUAAAGUCGGACCGCUAAUGUUAAGAAAACUACGAAAUCCUCAGCUAGCUCAAUUUUUCAGUUCAUUGAUCAAUGUUUCAAAAAGCAACUACUACAGAAAGAGAAAGAAAUACAAACUUGUCCAUUCGUGUUGCAAGGAGUCGUUUCACGAAUAUAGUCAAACAGGGUGUGUCAUUUACUCUCAGUAUAUUCUACAGGCCCUUGCAACUUCAUGCAUGUAUUGUAACAAGUACGACGAGGCCAUUGAACAUUACGAAAAUAAUUUGUACCUUUUUGCACAACAGGCUGAUAAUGUUUACGUUCAAAGCAACACGCUUGACUAUUUUAACAGAAUAUUAACAUUUAUUUGUGAAAACGAGUAUUUUUUAAUCAUCAACAAGUGUUUCAAUAUGUUUAACUAUGGGGUGGCAUUGUAUGAAAAAAGCACCUCUGACCGUUCGAUGAGAAACGAUGUCAGCCAUGAUUGGUGCAUUAAGAGUCGGUAUUUUAUAUUUCAAGCCGUUGACAUGAUGAAUCAACACGUCUCAUCACACCACGACAUUAUCAUUGAAAAAAGAUGGCUAAAACACAUGAUAAACGUGUUCAAAGCAGUUUCUCUGAAAUGUGAAGCCAUUCCAAUGAAUGAUUGCAACAUCUCCAUCCAUUCCUUAAUGAACAAAUUUUGUGAGCAAGAGGACGGAUCUAACGAGCUUGAAUCAAAAAAAGAGAAGGAAACAAGUCCAUUCAAAAAUGACAACUACUACAUCAUGACUUUGAACAAGGCCAUACAUUUCGUAAUUAAGGAAAGUCAAAAGCAACAAAUCCUUCAAUCAGCCAACGUCAAUGAAGAUGAAUACCUAAAGGUGAAGAAAUUGGUUUCCAUACUUCCGUUGUUGAAAUGCGAUCCCAUGUAUUCUAGAAUUUUGCUUCACGAAAACAUGGUUCGAUCUCAAAAACAGUCCAUCUCAGAAUCCCUCGAUUAUGCUUUGCACACAUUGAAAUCAUCAAAAUUAUUUCUUUCACCUCUCAUGAACAAUAACGAAUCCAGUAAUGCAUCUUCAGAAAGUAGCGAGAGCCGGAGUGAUUACUUUCCAUCAAUGUUUGUACCUAUUUCUCUCAACAGUACACCAUCUUCUGUCAAAGCAGGGAGUCCCAUCAAAUUGUCUCCGCUCAAUCUUUCUCGCCCUAGUACCACCAACGUUAGUGAAAGCUCAAGGUCCAUUCAUUCAUCAAUUCUGAGCGAUCAACAACACAUAGUGGAUAAUAAUUUCGAAUCCAAGUGUACCUCCUCUCCUCUAAGAUUAUCUAGGCCUGUCACUGCAAAAGCUUCAACAUUCUCAAGAGAAAUGCAAGAAAAGAAAAGAUUAGCUGCCAUUAUAACUCUCCAGGCUUUCUUUAGAAUGGUUUUGGCUCGAAGGAAACUACGUUUAUUACAAGAUCAACUACGAAACGAAAUGUUGCAGUUGAUGCAAGUUGAGCAAAUUGAGUAUUUAAAACAUCAUGCUGCAACCAAAAUUCAAGCGCUGGUUCGAAAAUUCUUGGCAACUAAACGAGUGGAGAGAAUACGAAGAGAUUUUUCAAAGACAUUUCACACUGAACUCGAGGCAGAAAAACGUUCACUCCCUAAAGAGGUUUUGCUCUCAAUGGACCAUUGUAUGAUUUUCAGUUCACAAUAA